Messenger RNA from Lolium perenne, 1527 nucleotides. Its product is annotated as chloride channel protein CLC-a-like. Gene Ontology annotation, cellular component: intracellular membrane-bounded organelle; plant-type vacuole membrane. Gene Ontology annotation, molecular function: nitrate:proton symporter activity; voltage-gated chloride channel activity. Gene Ontology annotation, biological process: transmembrane transport; chloride transport. The record is from RefSeq and is a predicted model, not a curated record. NCBI's taxonomy places the organism in Eukaryota, Viridiplantae, Streptophyta, Magnoliopsida, Poales, Poaceae.
AUGGAGUACGAGCAGAGCGCCGGAGCUACGGCUACGACGUCUGGUCUAGGCAAACACGAUAAUGGUGUCCACGACAACCCGGAGGAUCCAGGGAGCACCAGCAAUGGCAUCAGCUCCCUAGAGCAACCCCUGCUGAGGAGAAACACUACCCUGACAGCGAACCACCUCGCCAUCGUUGGCGCCAAGGUCUCGCACAUCGAGAGCCUCGACUACGAGAUCAUCGAGAACGAUCUGUUCAAACACGACUGGAGGAGCCGGUCCAACGUGGAGGUGCUGCAGUACAUCUUCCUCAAGUGGGCCUUGGCGUUCCUCGUCGGCCUCCUCACCGGCGUCAUCGCCUCGCUCAUCAACCUCGCCAUCGAGAACAUCUCCGGCAUCAAGAUGAUCCACAUGGUGCAGCUCGUCCGAGAUAAAAGAUACUGGACCGGCUUCUUCUACUUCUCCGGCUUCAACUUGGCACUCACCUUCGUGGCCGCCGUGCUUUGUGUGGUCUUUGCGCCCACCGCCGCUGGCCCGGGCAUCCCCGAGAUCAAGGCCUACCUCAACGGCGUCGACACGCCCAACAUGUUUGGUGUGCCACAGCUUAUUGUCAAGAUCAUCGGCAGCAUUUGUGCGGUAUCGUCGGGGCUCGAUCUCGGCAAGGAAGGCCCGCUUGUGCACAUCGGCGCGUGCCUCGCCAACCUGCUCAGCCAGGGCGGCGCCGGCCGGUUCCGCCUCCGCUGGAAGUGGCUGCGUUACUUCAACAACGACCGUGACAGGCGCGACCUCAUCACCUGCGGCGCCUCGUCUGGGGUGUGCGCGGCAUUCCGCUCCCCCGUCGGCGGCGUCCUGUUCGCGCUGGAGGAGGUGGCCACCUGGUGGCGGAGCACGCUGUUGUGGCGCACUUUCUUCAGCACGGCCACCGUGGUGGUGGUGCUGCGGGGCUUCAUCGAGGUAUGCCGCAACGGACGGUGCGCGCUGUUUGGCGAGGGCGGGCUCAUCAUCUUCGACGUCGGCGACGUCACCGUCAACUACCACCUCGCCGACCUCCUCCUCGUCACGCUCGUUGGCGUCAUCGGUGGACUCCUGGGCGCCCUCUACAACUACCUUCUCCACAAGGUGCUCCGCCUCUACAGUCUCAUCAACGGGAAGGGCCGGAUGGCGAAGCUGGCGCUGGCCCUGGCCGUGUGCGUGUUCACGUCGGUGGGGCUGUACGUGCUCCCCUUUGCCGUGCCGUGCACCCCAUGCGACCCGGCGUUGGGUGCCGCGUGCCCGACCAAUGGGAUGAGCGGCAACUUCAAGCAGUUCAACUGCCCUGCCGGCCACUACAACGACCUGGCCAGCCUCCUGCAUGCCACCAACAUGGACGCGACGCGCAACAUCUUCUCCACGGGCACCUCCGGCGAGUUCCGCCUCUACUCGCUCCUCAUCUUCUUCGCCAUCUACUGUGUGCUGGGGCUCUCCACCUUCGGCAUUGCCGUUCCGUCGGGGCUCUUCCUCCCCAUCAUCCUCAUGGGCUCCGCCUACGGCCGCAUCGUCGUGCUUUAG